Camellia sinensis is the source of this 1182-nucleotide messenger RNA. The record is from RefSeq and is a predicted model, not a curated record. NCBI's taxonomy places the organism in Eukaryota, Viridiplantae, Streptophyta, Magnoliopsida, Ericales, Theaceae.
AUGAAAAUUCCAACUCAGACCCGCCAAAAGAUAUCAAAAACCCAGCAAAACCCAGAAAUGGAAUCUGCCAACGAUUUAGAGAGAGAAAGUGAGGCCAAAACAUUUUGUACGCCUCAGAUCUGCGGCUGCACCGUAGCCGCGAAACACAGGAUUCCUCCUCCUGCGGAUGACGUGGCAGAUGACGUGGCUGCUGACGUGGCUGCUGACGUGGCUGCUGACGUGGCUGCUGACGUGGCUGCUGACGUGGCUGCUGACGUGGCUGCUGACGUGGCUGCUGACGUGGCUGCUGACGUGGCUGCUGACGUGGCUGCUGACGUGGCUGCUGACGUGGCUGCUGACGUGGCUGCUGACGUGGCUGCUGACGUGGCUGCUGACGUGGCUGCUGACGUGGCUGCUGACGUGGCUGCUGACGUGGCUGCUGACGUGGCUGCUGACGUGGCUGCUGACGUGGCUGCUGACGUGGCUGCUGACGUGGCUGCUGACGUGGCUGCUGACGUGGCUGCUGACGUGGCUGCUGACGUGGCUGCUGACGUGGCUGCUGACGUGGCUGCUGACGUGGCUGCUGACGUGGCUGCUGACGUGGCUGCUGACGUGGCUGCUGACGUGGCUGCUGACGUGGCUGCUGACGUGGCUGCUGACGUGGCUGCUGACGUGGCUGCUGACGUGGCUGCUGACGUGGCUGCUGACGUGGCUGCUGACGUGGCUGCUGACGUGGCUGCUGACGUGGCUGCUGACGUGGCUGCUGACGUGGCUGCUGACGUGGCUGCUGACGUGGCUGCUGACGUGGCUGCUGACGUGGCUGCUGACGUGGCUGCUGACGUGGCUGCUGACGUGGCUGCUGACGUGGCUGCUGACGUGGCUGCUGACGUGGCUGCUGACGUGGCUGCUGACGUGGCUGCUGACGUGGCUGCUGACGUGGCUGCUGACGUGGCUGCUGACGUGGCUGCUGACGUGGCUGCUGACGUGGCUGCUGACGUGGCUGCUGACGUGGCUGCUGACGUGGCUGCUGACGUGGCUGCUGACGUGGCUGCUGACGUGGCUGCUGACGUGGCUGCUGACGUGGCUGCUGACGUGGCUGCUGACGUGUGCCAACUUCAAUGCUCAAGUGAAAUGUUUCACCCGGCAACAGUAGCUAGAUUGACCAUGGUGAGGGAUGAGAGGCUGCUACUUGCAAAGCCAUGA